ACUAAUUGAUUGUAGAAAGUUGAUGAGAUGUUCUUAAAGGUUCAAAUUAAGACUUGAGAAAAAUGAUGGAAACCCAGUUCGUUAAAGGGUGACAUCCUUCAUCCCAAUCGCACACGUUUGCGUGCGUGCCUCCUUAUCCAUAUUCAUUCAAAGAGAAAAAUAGUUUUUUUUUUUUCGUUAGAAGUUAUCGAAACCAAAAAGCCAGACAAGUUCAAACACUUCUUUUUUCUCUUUCUUUUUGUAUUUUUCGAGAAAUUUCUCUCUCCAAUCCAUUUCCCAAGCAUCCCCACCACGCUCCCCCUCUCUCUUUAAUUUGAAAUUCUCCAUUUAUGUCCUUAUUUAUUACACCAUAACUCACCCCUAAGGGGGAAAAAUAUUUUUUUUUCCGCCCAUUUCCUUCAAAAACUACUGCUACUGCUGCUACUUCUUCUUCUUUGUUUUCAUCUUGGGCCUCUUUCUUUGUUUUUUUUUUUCCUUUUAAUUCAAAUGGGUUUUCGAUUUUGAGCUGAAGGUGGAAUGCAGACCGGUUGGUGACAUUUAAGAGAAAAAAAAAAGGGGAAGCAUCGAGGGUUUAAAAAGUGGGUGUUUAGACGUGCUUUGCUACUAUCAUGGCAUCUGUGAAUCCAUUUUUUGACGACUUGCAAAGUAAGCCUGAGGUUAUUGAUCCUCCACAAAAUGACGACAUUAUGGAUUGCGAAGCCGUUAAUGAUCCUACUCAAGCUGCUAUUAAACCUAAUGUGACUGUGUCUAGCAGCGUUCGUGAGCUGCUGGAGUGCCCUGUUUGCUUAAAUGCAAUGUACCCUCCAAUUCAUCAGUGUUCAAAUGGACACACAUUGUGUUCUGGUUGCAAGCCAAGGGUGCACAACCGGUGCCCCACAUGCAGACAUGAACUUGGUAAUAUUAGGUGUCUUGCGUUGGAGAAGGUUGCUGCAUCUCUUGAGCUUCCCUGCAAAUACCAGAGUUUUGGGUGCAUAGGCAUCUAUCCGUAUUACAGUAAGCUAAAACAUGAGUCCCAAUGUUCUUAUAGGCCAUAUAGCUGCCCCUAUGCUGGGUCAGAAUGCAGUGUCAUAGGUGAUAUUCCUUAUCUUGUGGCCCAUCUGAAAGAUGAUCACAAAGUUGACAUGCACAAUGGGAGCACUUUCAAUCACCGUUAUGUCAAAUCAAACCCGCAUGAAGUUGAGAAUGCUACAUGGAUGCUAACGGUUUUCAGUUGCUUUGGUCAGUACUUUUGCCUACAUUUUGAAGCCUUCCAGCUCGGAAUCUCUCCCGUCUACAUAGCAUUCUUGCGGUUUAUGGGUGACGAUAACGAGGCAAAGAACUAUAGCUACAGCCUCGAAGUGGGUGGGAAUGGGAGAAAGAUGAUUUGGCAAGGGGUGCCAAGAAGCAUAAGGGAUAGUCAUAGAAAGGUGCGUGACAGUUUCGAUGGUCUCAUAAUACAACGCAACAUGGCUCUGUUCUUCUCUGGGGGAGACCGGAAAGAAUUGAAGCUUAGAGUGACAGGAAGGAUAUGGAAAGAGCAGUGAUGGGGGCUGUAGUAUCCAUUGAAUCUGUCAUGUUGUGAUGGCAAGUAGAAUGUUUGAUUUGGGUAUCAUUUAGUCAUGUAAUUUGUUUGGGGUUUUGUAGGAGGCAAGCUCUCUUUGCGUUAUGCAGUAUGUAUGGGAUAUAAUUGGAAGAUGUAGCUUUUAUAUUUUUAUGCCAAUUAGUUUAUCCA
Messenger RNA from Gossypium arboreum, 1711 nucleotides. RefSeq names its product E3 ubiquitin-protein ligase DIS1. The transcript is spliced from 5 exons. NCBI's taxonomy places the organism in Eukaryota, Viridiplantae, Streptophyta, Magnoliopsida, Malvales, Malvaceae. Bases 609 to 1523 code for a protein of 304 amino acids. Gene Ontology annotation, cellular component: cytoplasm. Gene Ontology annotation, molecular function: protein binding; zinc ion binding; ubiquitin protein ligase activity. Gene Ontology annotation, biological process: ubiquitin-dependent protein catabolic process; multicellular organism development. The record is from RefSeq and is a predicted model, not a curated record.